UCUAUUUUUAUAAUUGAGUGGUCUCUGUUCGAGAGGAGAGAGUAAUCAUCCAAAAAUAGAUCUGGAACGAGCAGUGGUCUGUGAACUCGAGCUGUGAGAGUGCUGAGACUGUUUGGUUGAUAUCUCGAGUUUUACUAAUCCAAUUAAGGCGUGUGAGAUACCAAAAGAAAGCUCUCAAGACGAGGAAUCCGUGAAGGUCUAGUUUGCAUCAAUCGGAGUAGAGGAAGGCUUCCAAAUCGUCCGAGCAGAACGCGACCUCGCAGGAACGGAUUUACUCUUCUAAGUGAGUUGUUAAUCCCAAAUCCUUUCCAUUCAUUUUCCAAAUGAUAUGAACGAUUGGUGGGACUAUUGUACACUAAUCCAAGUGUAUAAUAUGCCCUUGAAAAGUUAUUUUAUUGAUGUAAAGGUUAGAUACUAACCUAGAUGCAAAUAUUGGAAAACUAGGAAUCGAGUUAGCCGGAAAACACCCGUUCUAGGGGCUGUUUUCGUAUCAACGAUUAGGGGUUGAAAUAGCAACUUGAGGAGGCUGUUUAGAACCCAUUUUCAAGCAAGGAACUAGUUCCCAAUCUUCCUUGGCCGAGGCUUUGGUCAUUGGAUCGAGAAGGAAGGUUUUAAAGCUCAUUUGAGGUUGAGGCUAGAGCUUGCUUCCUGUGCUCGUUGCUCGAGAGAUCAUCUAGGAGGGAAGACUUGGUUCGUGCUUCCUCCAUUCGUUUUUUAAACAUUAAUAAACAUGCUCAUGGAUAUUUUACUUUAGAGCCUGCGUGCUCAUGAAUAGCCCUGUGUGGCCCUUUGUUUUAAACAAUGUUUUCCGCUGCGUUAUGAAUUACUUAUUAUGUUUGUUUAUGGAUGUUACGUGUGUGAAUGAUAUUCAAGACGCCUUGUAUAAUAUGAAUGUGUUGGACUGCGGUUGACUAUUUGUAUUGUACGGCGGGUUGUUGACGUGUCCGGGGAGGUCCGGGGCGUGACAAUUAAGUUGGUAUCAGAGCCUUAGUCCAUAAACUUCAUAAUGAAGUCUCAAAAUUCUCUUUUCAAAAUGAUUUUUGAAAACCAUGAGCAAAAACGUUUUGUACUUAAGAACUUUUGGUGUUUGAGUUGCAAGGUCUCUAAUUGUUAAGAUGGCGCCCUUAACGAUUGGUAUGGCGGUGACUUGGCCCAAGAGAUGUCUUAAGUGCCUAUCUGUCAGUUGACAUUUGAAACGAGUCUAAUGACUCAUUCUAAUUAUUUCUUUCAGCGAUGGAGGGUGAUGGUGGUAUUAUGAAUAGGGAGAACUCGGAAGGGUUUGCACCGGGUGGAACCGGGCAUGCCAACCGAGAAAAGCCCUUAGGACCAAAGGUGCACGAAACUCUUGAAGCUCAAAUCGUGAGUGGUGGUCAUGUUAAGACCAAGGAAGAAUCACCUUGUUAUGGCAAAACUGAACCACUCAAGGCUUCGGGUGACGAAGGAGAUGAUUUGAGUGAUGAGGACCUUGAUGGUGCACCCAUUGAACAAAUGGGCAUGGUCAUAGAUUGGCUUCAACGUGAACGUGUGAGGCUUAUACAAAAACGCCAAGCUAGGCAAGCUGAGGGCAUACCAUUAGUAAGGAAAAGGAAGCGGGGAGACAACGAUUCCCAAAGACAUUCAAGGAGGACAAACGUUGAGGGUGACAAAACCUUCAGGGCGCAGACACUAUCACUUGAGUGGAGUCGAGGCUUGGGUGGCCCGAACUCGAGGUCAAAAGGUCCGAGGGUACCUAAGUGCAACAAUUGCAAGAAACACCACUCGGGUAAGUGUCAGGACCCUCCCAGGUGCUAUCAAUGCACAGAGGUCGGGCACACGAGAGUGAGUUGCCCACAAAUUGUGCAAAACCAAACUUCGGGGUCAAGUGGUGAAACUACAAGAAAUGAAAACCAAACCGAGGUUUCUCAAGGGAGCAGGGGACAUGGGGGAGCAAGCACGAGCAACGCGCCAUCCGUGAACCAAGGAAGGACCCAAGCUAGGGUCUAUGCGAUGACGGAGGCGGAUGCUCAAGCUAACCUGGAUUCCGUUGAAGGUAGUACCUCUUGUAUACUUGUUUUUUAUCCUUAAUUAGUCCAUAAAUUGAGGUUGCUAGUCGUUGGGAUCAUUGUACGAAGCUUUGGGGUCAAACGGAGCGAAAUCGGGCGAAAGACGGCUGAUUUCCGCCAACGCACCCCAGGCUGGACCAUACGCACGGUCGUGCGUUGUCCGUGCGUUGGUCCGUGUGUUGGUGGCAGUAGCAACCGGGAAGAAAUUGCUAUACGCACGGCCGUGCGUUGUCCGUGCGUUGGUCCGUGCGUUGGUGGCAGUAGCAACCGGGAAGAAAUUGCUAUACGCACGGACGUGCGUUGUCCGUGCGUUGGUCCGUGCGUUGGUGGCAGUAGCUCCGUUUUGAGGUUAUAAGACACGCACGCCGUGCGUACCUCCUAGGCACGCCGUGCGUACCUCCUGGGCAGCCCAAAGUCGACUUUUUCGCGCCGUAUUGCAACGUUAAGACCCGUUCUUGAUCCCAAACAUGUGUGUGAACACAAUAAACCUCUCUAAAUGUAUAAGAAUGGUAGGAAAGGUAUCUCACAUGACUUAUAAAUGUAGGAACACUAAAGAUUAAUGGGAAGGAUGCGCGAAUCCUUAUCGAUACCGGGGCGCAACGUUCAUUUGUGAAUGAAGCGUUCGCCAAGAGGUUGGGAGUGCAAUCCGCACCAUUGAUGCAAACCUUAGUGGUAUCAACACCACUAGGGGAUGACGUGGAAAGAACUUGUUACUAUCCAUCUUGUGGGGUGGAGGUUAAUGGUCAAACCUUGACGUGUGACUUCGUACCGCUGAGCAUGGUUGAAUUCGAUGCAAUCCUAGGGAUGGAUUGGCUAGAAAGGAACCAUGCUAGGGUAGAUUGCUACACGAAGGUUCUUGAACUCGAAGGCAAUGAUGGGGAGACCCUACGCUUCGAGGGCGAUCGAGGGAGAUCAAAUAGCUGUAUCAUAUCCGCCGUGAGAGCGAAAAGUAUGAUGAGAAAGGGAUGCCACGCAUAUCUAGCAUACGUGGUUGACAAAACCAAAGAAGAAAUGAACAUCGAUGAUGUGAGGGUGGUUUGUAAGUAUCCGGAUGUCUUCCCUAAAGACCUGCCGGGGCUUCCACCUGAUAGGGAGAUUGAAUUUGUGAUCGAGGUCGAGCCCGGCACCAAACCAAUCUCCAUACCGCCAUACCGUAUGGCACCCGCUGAACUUAACGAGUUGAAAACCCAAUUGCAAGAGCUUUUGGGUAAUGGUUUCAUUAGACCAAGCCACUCCCCGUGGGGAGCACCAGUUCUUUUUGUGAAAAAGAAGGAUGGGACACUUCGAAUGUGUAUUGACUAUCGUCAACCGAACAAGGUCACAAUCAAGAAUAGGUAUCCUUUGCCUAGAAUUGAUGACUUGUUUGAUCAACUACGAGGAGCAACCGUGUUUUCGAAGAUUGACUUGAGGUCGGGGUACCAUCAAUUGAAGAUUAAGGGAGACGACAUACCAAAGAGUGCUUUCCGCACAAGGUAUGGGCAUUUUGAGUUCCUUGUUAUGUCGUUUGGGUUAACAAACGCCCCAACGGCAUUCAUGGACUUGAUGAACCGAGUAUUCCAUAAAUACUUGGAUCGAUUCGUGAUUGUGUUCAUAGACGACAUUUUGAUUUACUCAAAGAGUGAGGAAGGGCAUGAAGAGCACUUGAUACUCGUUCUUGAGACACUACGGGAGAAGCAACUUUAUGCCAAAUUUUCCAAAUGUGAAUUUUGGCUAAAGGAAAUUGGCUUUCUCGGGCAUGUGGUUUCGGGAUCGGGAAUUGCCGUUGAUAAUAAGAAGAUAGAGGCCAUUACCGAAUGGGAGAGACCAAAGAAUGUCAAAGAAAUUUGUAGUUUCCUUGGAUUGGCAGGCUACUACAGAAAGUUCGUGGAGAAGUUCUCUGUUUUGGCAUCACCAUUGACGAAGCUCACUCGUAAAGGAGCUAAGUUUGUAUGGGAUGAUAAAUGUGAGAAAGGGUUCAUGGAACUAAAGAAGAGAUUGACCGAGGCACCGGUACUUGCAUUACCCAAACAGGGUGUGGGGUACGAUGUCUAUAGCGAUGCGAGCAUCCAAGGGUUUGGGUGUGUGUUGAUGCAGGAGGGGAGAGUAAUUGCCUAUGCUUCACGACAGUGGAAGAAGCAUGAGGUAAAUUACCCUACCCAUGAUCUGGAGCUGGGAGCAGUAGUGUUUGCACUAAAGAUGUGGAGAUAUUAUCUCUACGGAGAGACAUGUCACAUAUAUACUGAUCAUAAGAGCUUGAAGUACGUAUUUACUCAGAAAGAGUUAAACAUGAGACAGAGACGGUGGAUGGAGUUAAUAAAGGACUACCAUCUAGUUAUUGAGUACCAUCCAGGUAAGGCAAACGUUGUAGCAGAUGCCCUUAGUCGGAAGAGUUCGUCUGAGGCAUUGUUGGCUAGUUUGAGGGCACUGAGGGCCCAACUGGAUGUAUCUAGCGACGGUGCCUUAUUGGCACGAUGCGAAGUGAGACCGACCUUACUUGAGGAGAUCAAGAAGGGUCAAGGGACGGACACAGAACUUAUGAAGGUCCAGGAACGCAUGCAAGCGGUACCGGUGGAGGAUUUCAGGGAAAGAGAUGAUGGUCUCUUGUUAUUUCGUGACCGAGUGUGUGUACCGUCAGAUGAUGAGCUCUGAAAGUCCAUCUUAGAGGAGGCUCAUUCAUCGGCUUAUGCCAUGCACCCGGGGGGCACGAAAAUGUACCGUGAUUUGAAAGAAAGUUACUGGUGGUCUGGAAUGAAGAGGGAAAUAACCGAGUACAUCAGCCGAUGCCUUACUUGUCAACAAGUUAAGGCAGAACAUCAGCAUCCAGCAGGCUUAUUGCAACCACUUUCCAUUUCCGAAUGGAAGUGGGAAAACGUGACUAUGGAUUUCGUGGUAGGUUUACCACGGACAAUCAGGAACUAUGAUGCAGUUUGGGUUGUUGUAGAUAGGCUCACGAAGAGUGCACACUUCUUACUAUCAACAUUACUUACCCACUUGAGAGGUUAGCCAAAUUGUAUACGGAUGAGAUCGUGAGGCUACAUGGGAUUCCUAUGACCAUUGUAUCCGAUAGAGACCCACGAUUCCUAUCACGUUUUGGCCAAAAUUCAGGGGUCUAUGAGAAUGAGGUUGAAGUUCAGUACUGCUUUCCAUCCACAGACGGAUGGGCAGUCAGAAAGGGUUAUACAGAUCAUAGAGGAUAUGUUGAGGGCUUGUGCAUUGAUUGGAGUUCCAAGGGAGUUGGGACAACCACUUAGCACUUGUGGAGUUCGCCCAUAACAACAGUUAUCAGGCAAGCAUCGGCAUGCCUCCAUACGAGGCAUUGUAUGGGAGGAGGUGCCGUACACCGUUAUGCUGGGACGAGGUUGGCAUGGCCAAACUCGAGGGUACUGAGUUGGUCGAGAUCACCAAGUCAAAGGUGAAGUUGAUUCGAGAGGGACUCAAAGCGGCUCAGGAUAGACAAAGAGUUAUGCAGAUAAGCGCCGAAGAACCUUAGAGUUUAAGGUUGAUGACGAGGUAUUCUUGAAAGUUUCUCCUUGGAAAGGAAUCAUUCGAUUCCAAACCAGAGGGAAGCUUAACCCACGAUACAUAGGUCCAUUCAGAAUUAUAGAAAGGAUUGGGGCCGUUGCAUAUCGUCUACAGUUGACUCCUGAAUUAGAGAAGAUACAUAAUGUGUUUCAUGUAUCAAUGGUCGAAGUACUUUGGAAGGGCGAUCGGGUCGAAGAAGAGACAUGGGAAACAGAGGCUUUGAUGAGGAAGCAGUAUGCUAUCCUAUUCGGUUAGAGCUGUGAAUUUCGGGGAUGAAAUUCCUGUUAAGGGGGGGUGAACUUGUGACACCGCACCCGAACGUCCUUGAAAAUUCAAAUUAAAAAUUCAAAGUUUAUGUAUUGAAUUUCUGAUUCCCAAACAAUUGUGAAACGAUUGUUGUUUUACGUAAUUAAUGAUUGAUUAUUAUACUGUUCGAACUCGUAUAUUAGUAUCGGGCCUUAUUAAUAAAUAAAAGAGCCUAGCAUUUUCUAAAUAGUGAUACAUAACGUUUCAAGACAAGUUGAGGAGGGGCGGGCGGCCCAGAUAUUAUUUUGAGCCCAACCUGCUAAAAUAGCAAGUAUUCGAGAAUGGCGUUCUAGACCCACUCGGGAGUGACCCACACGGCUAGUAGCCCAAUGAUACGUAUGACAAAUGUAAAAUAAGUGAUUGAAUGAUUAAGGAAGAAUACAAAUGCCUAUAACCCCACCUUUGGCCUUAUUGAGCUAAAUAAUGGGAGUAGGAUUUUCCUUCUAUAAUAUCCAUCAAGUAAAUUAUUGGGAUGAGCCUACACAUAUUGGAGAUCAAUAAUGUGAUUUAAGAAGUUGACUUGUUCUAAAUAAAUUAGGAUGAGUACAAAAAGACAUCUUUGACAAAAGAUAAAACAAUAGGACCCAUUCUUCCAUUUUUGGGUGUAUUGAUAGAUAUUUUGGAUCCCAAAUUAAUUGGGAUCAAUGGGGAACCACUCCACAUGAUAUUAGUACCUGAAAGACAAGGAAAAUAUGUGAGAAGACUCACCUUGGCCGCACCACAUGGAGAAGCACUGCCCAUGACACAAUUGGAAUCAAAUUUUGGGGCCACCACCACUGUUUUCGCACAAACAGGUGUGCUGUUUUGUCUCCCUUCAUUUUGAGAGUUGUACUCGUCCAAAUGAGGUGUAUAAGGUGUCCUUGGAUAGCUUUUGAAGUCUAUUUUUAUAAUUGAGUGGUCUCUGUUCGAGAGGAGCGAGUAAUCAUCCAAACAUCGAUCUGGAACGAGCAGUGGUCUGUGAACUCGAGCUGUGAGAGUGCUGAGACUGUUUGGUUGAUAUCUCGAGUUUUACUAAUCCAAUUAAGGCGUGUGAGAUACCAAAAGAAAGCUCUCAAGACGAGGAAUCCGUGAAGGUCUAGUUUGCAUCAAUCGGAGUAGAGGAAGGCUUCCAAAUCGUCCGAGCAGAACGCGACCUCGCAGGAACGGAUUUACUCUUCUAAGAAUCGAGUUAGCCGGAAAACACCCGUUCUAGGGGCUGUUUUCGUAUCAACGAUUAGGGGUUGAAAUAGCAACUUGAGGAGGCUGUUUAGAACCCAUUUUCAAGCAAGGAACUAGUUCCCAAUCUUCCUUGGCCGAGGCUUUGGUCAUUGGAUCGAGAAGGAAGGUUUUAAAGCUCAUUUGAGGUGAGGACCGACAUCUAGUUGCUUACAACUUGUAGGUUAUGCAUGAGAUUACCUAAAUGCUUAAAUCAUGUUUUUGUGAAUAAAUAUGCUUGAACAUGAUAUGAAUGAUAAGUAAUGGACUUGAUCAUAAAUUGAAACCAUAUUGAUGAAUAUGGAGUCAUGUGAGAUAAAAGUAUGCUAAAAUGGUAAAUUGACCUUCCAACUCAUGUAUGAAUGUUAUGUGUAUGUAAAUGUAUGAUUGCAUGAUGAUGCUUAGCACAUGGGAGGCUGCCACAUAUCUAUUGAUAUGGAGGGGCUACCAUUAAUGAUAAAUGAGUUGUAGGAAUAAUCUUAAUAGUAUUGUGAUGCUAGUUAAGGAUUGUUCUAAAUGUUGAUAGAACCAAACUUAAAGGUUGAGUUUGUUUGUGAUGAACUUGAAUGAGAUUCAAGUGUCAAUUGGGAAAUCAUGGAGUAGGAGAUCUAUGGUGUGGUUUUAUGAAGUAGGAGAUCUAUGGUGUGGUUUUAUGAAGUAGGAGAUCUAUGGUGUGGUUUUAUGAAGUAGGAGAUCUAUGGUGUGGUUUUAUGAAGUAGGAGAUCUAUGGUGUGGUUUUAUGAAGUAGGAGAUCUAUGGUGUGAUUAUAUGAAGUAGGAGAUCUAUGAUAUGAUUAUAUGAAGUAGGAGAUCUAUGAUGCGAGUGCAUGAUGAUGUACUCGAGCCGAACUCUAGAAAUGAGAAGUUGUAUUAGGGUUGGACCCUACGUAUGUCGUGACCAUUAGUCACGGGGUUUUGGAAAAUGUUUUAUAACAAACAUGGGCCUUUGAGCCGACUACUUGACUUUAUAUAAAGUAAGUAUAUAUUUUGAAAGGGGUAAUUUGAGAUUACGGCCUAUACUAUAUUAUCACCCUAUUUGAGGGUCUUGUGUGUGAAAUACUUGUUGUACAUCUAUUAGAUGCCUGCCACACCAGCACUUUAUAGCCCUAUAGAGUGCUGACCCCUUCGGGGGCGUCCCACCACCAUUUUUCAGGUUGAGGCUAGAGCUUGCUUCCUGUGCUCGUUGCUCGAGAGAUCAUCUAGGAGGGAAGACUUGGUUCGUGCUUCCUCCAUUCGUUUUUUAAACAUUAAUAAACAUGCUCAUGGAUAUUUUACUUUAGAGCCUGCGUGCUCAUGAAUAGCCCUGUGUGGCCCUUUGUUUUAAACAAUGUUUUCCGCUGCGUUAUGAAUUACUUAUUAUGUUUGUUUAUGGAUGUUACGUGUGUGAAUGAUAUUCAAGACGCCUUGUAUAAUAUGAAUGUGUUGGACUGCGGUUGACUAUUUGUAUUGUACGGCGGGUUGUUGACGUGUCCAGGGAGGUCCGGGGCGUGACACUAAGAGCCGAGGGGGGCUGGGUUUCCGAAAGCUUCAUGAAUUCAAUAUCUCUAUGCUAGCCAAACAGGGCUGGAGACUUUUGAGGAACCCGAAUAACUUGAUGGGCAGAGUGCUCAAGGCCAAGUAUUUUCCUAAUUCUGAUUUUUUGAAAUCGAAACUUGGGAACAACCCAUCCUAUAUUUGGCGGAGUAUUUAUGAGACACGAGAGGUGUUAAAGAAGAAUGUUAGGCGUCGGGUGGGCCAUGGGCGGGAUGUUCAAGUGUGGGCUGACGCGUGACUACCUGGGCCGAGGGAUGGAAAGAUUCAUUCUGGUAAACCGCCUUUUGUUGUUGAUAUGGAAGUUGCAGCUUUGAGGGAUCCUACUGGCAAAAAAUGGAACAAAGAUCGUAUUAACACCAUUUUUAAUUCGGAGGAAAGCAUGCAGAUUUGCAGUCUCCCGAUAAGUUUGCAGGAGAAGGAGGAUGGGUAUUGGUGGUCGAAAGAGAAGGAUGGGAAUUUUUCUGUUCGUAGUUGCUAUAGGGAUCUUAUGUAUGAGAAUGUUGCGGGAAAUUGGGAUGGCUGGAAAGAUUUUUGGAAUUUAAAAAUUCCCCCAAAAAUCAAAUAUUUUAUCUGGCAGGUCUUGGAUGGAUCUAUUCCUUCUUUUACUAAUUUAGCUAAACGGGGUGUUCCGCUACAAGUUGUUUGUAAAGCUUGUUUACAGGAGGAUGAGUCAAGUGACCAUGCUCUGCGGAGGUGCUCUAAAGCCGCUGAAGUUUGGGCCGCAACAGGAAUUGAUACGGGGAUGGAUAUAUUUGGGGUGGAGGAUUGGCUGAAGCAUUUGCUGUCAGGGACGGACGCGGAGAGGAAAUGCAGGGUUUGGAAGAGGUGUAACUCGCUGGUUUGGGAAGGGGAUUGGCAGCAAUCAGCCGGGCUUCUCAACUGUUGUGCGAGCAUCCUUAAUGCUUGGAGGGAUGCGCAGCAAAUGGGACGAGGAAGGAGUUGCAGCAGACAAGAGUCGGGGCCUGGUGGCUGGGUAUGACUGCAGGCGGGGAAGAGUAAAAUAAAUAGUGACGCAGCAGUGGAUUCGACUCAAGGCAUUCAUGCAUGGGGUUGGGUGGCAAGGAAUGAUCGGGGCGAGUUUAUUAAGGCAGGGGGAGGUUCGUGCAAGGCCGAAUGGUCACCGGAGGAAACCGAAGCCUUUGGGGUGAGAGAGGCACUUAAAGGGGCAAUUGAGGAGGGUUGGGAAGCUGUGGAUGUUGAAACAGAUGCUCAAACGGUGGUUCGGGGAGUCAGGCAAGAGGGAGGUUUGGCAUAUAUGGAUUUACUCCUUGAUGAUAUACAGUUUUUAAUUAAUAGUCAGAGAUGUUUUAAUAUCUCUUUUUGUAGACGAUCUGCGAAUCGUGCGGCUCACGCUUUGGCGAGAACACAUGUCUCUAUCUCAGAUCAUAGUAUUAGUUACGAUAUUGUUCCAG
Molecule: messenger RNA, 9987 nt
Organism: Cuscuta epithymum
Lineage: Eukaryota; Viridiplantae; Streptophyta; Magnoliopsida; Solanales; Convolvulaceae
Source: the annotation of a GenBank genome assembly